Messenger RNA from Telopea speciosissima, 357 nucleotides. RefSeq lists its product as uncharacterized. The coding region runs from base 56 to 316 and encodes 86 amino acids. The record is from RefSeq and is a predicted model, not a curated record. The transcript is spliced from 3 exons. NCBI's taxonomy places the organism in Eukaryota, Viridiplantae, Streptophyta, Magnoliopsida, Proteales, Proteaceae.
GAGAAAGAAAUCCCAUUCCUCACAGAGACAACAAAAGAAGAAAACAGAGACAGAGAUGGGAAGCUCUACAGGAGUCGGAUUCAUGGCGGUUUUCGCAGUCUCAGGGAGCAUAGCUCUCUUGACUCUUCAAGUUCAUAAACGUCUCCUCUCUCAAUUUAUGAAGAAGGUUGAACUUGAGUUUGCCGGUACAGUAAAAUGUCAAAGACAGAAGAAAAGGGUUCGAUUCGCAGACGAUGUGGUUGAGCCAUCAUCAAACAACAAAGAGUACAGAGAGAAUCAUAUAAGAGCAAUGGUAUCAAAGAUGAACGGGUUAUAGAGUAUAAAGCACUCAAAGGUUGCUCUGUUUACAAUUGUUAA